Messenger RNA from Hyla sarda, 3978 nucleotides. It is a transcript of the gene VMA12, whose product is annotated as transmembrane protein 199. Gene Ontology annotation, biological process: vacuolar proton-transporting V-type ATPase complex assembly. The coding region runs from base 91 to 675 and encodes 194 amino acids. The transcript is spliced from 6 exons. Gene Ontology annotation, cellular component: endomembrane system. Lineage: Eukaryota; Metazoa; Chordata; Amphibia; Anura; Hylidae. The record is from RefSeq and is a predicted model, not a curated record.
GAGCUGUGCGUAUGACGUCACACGCAAGACGCGCUCUAGUAGACGCCGACCUUCCUCCCAGAAGUCACUGCGCUGUGUUCCUCAGAGGAGAUGGCGAGUCAGUGCCGGGUGACGGAGCUGCUACUGCGGCCGCUGCGUGAGCUCCAGGAUGGCUUCUCUCCGGACUCCAGGGCUGCGGUACAGGGUGUGCUGGAGGCGGGAGCCGGGUCCCUCAUAUCAUUCCGGGUCCUACGGGAACUACAUACCCUGCUACGGGAAAGAGGUUCCCAUAUGUACCUGCAUGAACUGCUGGAAGGUAGUGAGAUCCAUUUACCAGUGGUCGAGCUGCCUAAACGGAACCCAGAACUUGUGGCUCGCCUAGAGAAGAUAAAGGCUAAGCUGGCAAAUGAGGAAUACAAGAGGAUCACAAAGAAUGUCAGUUCUCAGUGCAGUCAGCAUGGAACUCUGUCUGACCUUGGAAGACAAGUGCGGCCAUUAAAAAAGAUCAUCAUUACAAUCUUCAAUUUUUUAGUCACAGUUGCAGCUGCAUUUGCAUGCACUUAUAUUGGAAGUCAGUAUGUCUUCACAGAGUCUGCUGCGCGGGUCCUAUCCUCGGUGAUUGUGGCUUCUUUUGUGGGAUUGGCAGAGCUAUAUGUUCUGGUUCGGACCAUGGAGGGACAACUUGGAGAACUAUAGUAUACGUUUUGAACUGCCACCCUCCCCGACUUUGUGUGACUUCAACAGAUGUACUCUGCUGUAACCAUGCUUUAUUCCAUGACUACUGCUUCUUUUCCCAUAAAACAUGGAGAACUGUACAGUUGGCUAAACAAGAUUUUAUUUUUAAGGAUAAGUAAAUCUGUUUUUACUGUUCAUUGUUGGUUGACUUAUCUACUGUGGUGUACAGCUGCUAUUAGGCCACCUUCACGAUUAAUAUACUAAAAUCUAGUCCCCCCCCCCCCCCCCGCCCCUUCUCAAGCUUGCAUGUUGGUAGCUAGAAACCUGCAGAACGCUGGGCCCAUAUAUUAAAGACAAUGGUGAUGUACACUUGGCUUAAUGUCACAACCUAUGAAGAAGUGUAAAACCAAUUUCGCAGUGCAUUUAGAUGUGUUGCAUCAUUCAUUUGAUUGGAUAAAUUGUGGUUUGUAUAGGCAAACCUCUCUAUAAAGGCAUUGGUAGCAUGUGAGUGCAAAACACCAUAGCAGAUGGAUUUACUCCAUUUAGUGGAGGGUGGUGUGAAGUUCCCAGUACACACAACCUCAUUGUGAGGGUCAGUUGUGAGAAAUCUAAGGUACAUGUAUGGCCUUACAGAUGGUAAAGGAAAUGACUGCUGACAUGAACAGACGUUGUUUUUGGUUCAAGGCGGUGAGCACAGAAUCCACCAUUGAGGUUGUCCUCUGUGUAUUUGGCAUUUCAAGAGAGUGUAGAGCUCUCAUCACAAGCCUCAGCUACUUACAAACUACUAAAUAAAGGCCAAGAACAGGCUGAGACCAAAGUCACUGGUUUUAUUUCUGUGGAAACUAAAUGGUAUUCUGGAUUGAUAAACUGUUGCUUUAAAAUUGCUGAACUACAAAAUCCAGAAACCUUUGCCUCCUGUCUAAUGUUUUCAACUGUAUAUCUGUGUUUUCUGCUGUUUCUGUGUAAAUUUCCUUGAUCAAAUAGAGAUAUCUGUAUGUGAGUCUUAUGAUUAUAUGGAAAACACCUAAUUAAAUGCACUAUGUUAAAAUGCACUCAUGGUGGACACCCCAAGUGUCUUGCCCAAUAAGCUGCUAUAUUUAUGAAUGUUACAUACCCAGGCAUAUGGAUUCUAUUUAUAUACCGAAAGAAAAACUCUGCUGUUGUCUUAAAAGUUCACCACUCUGGUAGUGUGUGCAGCUCGUGCUUUAACAGUGUGGCUGGAAUGAGCAUAUAAAGCUCUCGUUGAUAUGGAUAAAAUCUGUAGCGUUUUAAGGCUUUGUUCACAUCUGCUUUACAGAUUUUAUGAUAUAUCUGAAAAAAAACAGUACCACAUUUACUACUGGUUUUCCCAUUAAAAGGAUGGAUAUCACUCCGAACCUGACAGACCCCUUAUAAGUUAGUGGGAUCCGACAAGCCACCAUUUUAUUUCAGCUUCUAUGAUCAAACAGAAAACUGGAACUGAUGAUGCAAUUGUAAACUCAGCAUUAAAAAAAUCUUGACCACCAUUUCAUAUUUACAGUAAUUUAUCUUGCACUUUUCUUAAGUUAUAGUCUCUUACAGCAUUUUCUCCUACAGAGCUCCUUUUACAAUUCUACCUACGGAGCACAAAUCUCCCAGCAGUCCUUAUUAGUGUACUGUCUGUACAGACCUUGCUUUGUUGACUUGUGUUCUUUUAUAUAGGGUAUAGUCUUUAAUGUUUGGCCCAAUGUAUGUUCAAACUUUUUUCUAUUUACUUCUGACAUGGCUACAUAUACAGUCAUGGCCAUAAAUGUUGGCACCCCUGAAAUUUUUCAAGAAAAUGAAGUAUUUCUCACAGAAGAGGAUUGCAGUAACACAUGUCUUGCUAUACACAUGUUUAUUCCCUUUGUUUGUAUUGGAACUAAACUAAAAAAGGAGGGGAAAAAAUUGGACAUAAUGUCACAUCAAACUCCAAAAAUGGUCUACACAAAAUUAUUGGCACCCUUUCAAAAUUGUGGAAAAAUAAGAUUGUUUCAAGCAUGUGAUGCUCCUUUAACCCCCUUAAGGACAUGUGCUGUAAAUAUACGGCGCUUCAUAGCAUCACUUAGCGCACAGUGCCGUACAUUAACGGGGCUGUGACACGAGCACAGGAGCCGCGAUGGCUUCAUUCCCGGCGCGUCCCAGUGGCCGUCAGCAGCCGCGGACCCACCGGUAAUGGCUGACAUCAGCAAUUUGCACAACAGCAUGUGAAAUUGAUUGUCAAUCAUUGUUGUUUCCUGAGGGGACAGUGAUUUCACAGAAGUGUGACUGACUUGGAGUUACAUUGUAUUCUUUAGUGUUCCCUUUUUAUUUUUAUGAGCAGAGUAUUUUUGGAUCUGAAGAACAAUUUCUUACCACUGUUUUGAGAUUUAUUGCUUAAAUAUGUUACCCUUUUUCUAUGAGAUUUGUAUCUUAUUUCUGUUUAGAUUUUUUAUUUUUUUUUAUUCGCUUUAUAUUUUUAAAGCAGGGGUCUCAAACUCGCGGCACCCGCUCCCUAACUUGAGUGCACUGCGAGCACUGCAGGGCUGAGCGAAUAUUUGUCUCAUUGUCCUGAUAGGCUGAGUGCUCGUUCCACAGAAAUUUCCUAUCAGGACAAUAAGACCCUAUUCGCUCAGUCCUGAUAGGCUGAGCGCUCAUUCCACCCACAGAAAUUUCCUAUAAGGGUUGAGCGAAUUUGGUCUCACUGCCCUGAUAGGCAGAGCGCUCGUCCUUAUCCGUGAUUGGCUGGCAGUGCCGAAAGGAGAAGAGGAGAAAGGGGAGUAGUGCGCAGGUGGCUGUCCCGUACGGAGAAGUGCAUCUGACUGAGCACAAGCACAUAAGGGGAGAUUUUUCAAAACGGCCGUCACGCCCCCUCCCACAGACUUGCAUUGAGGGAAUGGGGCGUGACGUCACAAACUUCUGUUCCCGUCGUCGGGACUCAGACCCUCCAGCGCUUCCGGUAAAGAAACGGGUGGGUGCUGCAUGCUAUAUUGCGGGGGUCCCCAGCGGUGGGACCCCCACGAUCAGACAUCUUAUCCUAGAUGUCUAGGGGUGGAGUACCCCUUUUAAGGACCGUUAAUGUUUAGAACUGUUAUUAAGAUUGUAUCAGUUGUACAUUUUUGAAUUUUUAAUCUCUUUUUGUGGAAUACUUGAUACGGCCCAGCCUCAACCUCCAGUGGCCCCCAGAUAAUUUUGAGUUUGAGACCCCUGUUUUAAAGUGACUAAACUAAACAAACAGUCCAAAUGCUUAAUAUUUCUAUAGUAAUACCUGUGUUUAUAUAGCCCCUCUGCCUGUAUUCUGUAAUAUUCUCUAUUUACUAUUAAUAAAAUAUCUAUUGAUGACUUUUA